This is a messenger RNA of Echinops telfairi (small Madagascar hedgehog), 868 nucleotides long. RefSeq names its product CD8b molecule (gene CD8B). Gene Ontology annotation, molecular function: coreceptor activity; MHC class I protein binding. Gene Ontology annotation, cellular component: cell surface. The record is from RefSeq and is a predicted model, not a curated record. NCBI's taxonomy places the organism in Eukaryota, Metazoa, Chordata, Mammalia, Afrosoricida, Tenrecidae. Gene Ontology annotation, biological process: regulation of immune response. The coding region runs from base 1 to 795 and encodes 264 amino acids. The transcript is spliced from 7 exons.
AUGGUGGUGAAGAGAGAAGAGCAGGCCCAGCGGCCGUUUGGGCUCCGGUUACCAUCGUCCCCCGAUCGAACCCCGGUGGCCCACAGCUUAGGGCUGUUUAUUGGUGCCUGCCUGGCCGUGGCUAUGCACGGGACCCAAUUGGAUCUUCACCCUGAGACUGCGUUUGCUGCCAACAACCAUGCUGUGGACGGACCUCUCCGAAGCAGCUCGGCCCUCCACCAAACGCCCAGCACCCUAAUGGUGCAGACCCACCACCCGGCGAUCCUGUCCUGUGAACGGAAAAUCGUCCCCACUAACACGCGUAUCUACUGGUUGAGACAGCGUGAGGCCCCAAGUCAACACAGUAACUACGAGUUCCUGGCCCUCUGGGACCCCAGCCAACAGAAUCCGACCACCAUCAUGUAUGGCCAGGAGGCGGAGCAGGAGGUGCUGACCAUGUCUCAGGUUGGGCUCAAGGCCACGCUCAACAUCACCAGGCCCAAACCUGCCCACAGCGGCAUCUACUUCUGCAUGGCCCUCGGGAAUCCCCAGCUGGUCUUCGGGAAGGGGACUCUGCUGAGCGUGGUUGAUGUUCUGCCCACCCCGGCCCAGCCCACGAAGAAGACCACAACCAAGAAGAGAGUGUGUCGAUCCCCAAACCCAGUGACCAGGAAGGGCCCCUCCUGCAGCCCUGUCACCCUCGGCCUGUUGGUGACUGGCAUCUCGGCUCUGCUCGUGUCGCUGAGUGUGGCCAUCCAUCUGCACUGCCUGUGGAGGAGAGCCCGGCUGCGCUUUGUGAAACAGUUUUACAAAUGAACCAAGCCUACGCCUUCGGUGUCCUGCAUUGGUCAAUACUGAGCAAGAGCAGGAAAAGACACAGGAACUCAGG